UUGCGACUUGAGUAGUCUCCCUUUUCAGUAACCAGACGCCAUGGCUUGCUUGAAAGGAGUGAACGCUGUGAUGCUUGACAUUUCUGGUGUGCUGAAAGACACUGCCGAUGGUGCGGAUGUUGCAAUCCCUGGUUCAGUUAACGCUGUAAAUAGGUUGAAAGAAGCAGGUAUACCAAUUAGAUUCUGCACAAAUGAAACUACCACCACACGCAAAAACCUUGUAGAUCGCCUGCAAAAACUUGGAUUUAGCAUCAAGGAAGAGGAGGUGUUUUCCCCAGCCCCAGCUGUUUGCCAGGUUCUUCGCCAACGGGGGUUGCGACCUCAUCUCCUUGUUCAUCCAGCUUCAGAAGCAGACUUUGAUGCUGUGGAUAAAAAUAAACCAAACUGUGUUGUUAUUGGUGAUGCUGCUGAAAACUUUAGCUAUGAGAAUAUGAACAAGGCCUUUCAAACCCUCAUAGCUAUGGACAACCCAGUUUUAAUUUCCAUGGGAAAAGGAAAAUAUUACAAAGACAGCAACUCUCUCAUCCUUGAUGUUGGUGCUUACAUGAAGGCUCUUGAAUAUGCCUGUGACAUUGAAGCAGACGUUGUCGGGAAACCAUCUGCAUCAUUUUUCUUGGCAGUGUUACAAGACAUGGAGCGAGUGCCAGAAGAGACGCUGAUGGUUGGAGAUGAUAUAGAGAGUGAUGUAGGUGGCGCACAGCGAUGUGGAAUACGUGCAGCAUUGGUUAGGACAGGUAAAUACAGAUCCUCAGAUGAGAACCAUCCCAAAGUGAAACCUGACAUCAUCGUGAAUGAUCUUUCCCAGCUGGUUGAUGAGCUGCUUGCUGCGGGAGGCAAACUAUAAGAACAUUUGCUUUUUAAAAUGUUUUUAUGAAAUUGAUUUAUUAAUACGUGGAAACAGAAAAUAAAAUAUCGGCUGUAAAGAAA
Molecule: messenger RNA, 927 nt
Organism: Pomacea canaliculata
Lineage: Eukaryota; Metazoa; Mollusca; Gastropoda; Architaenioglossa; Ampullariidae
Product: phospholysine phosphohistidine inorganic pyrophosphate phosphatase-like
Exons: 7
Coding region: 41-844 (267 amino acids)
Biological process (GO): dephosphorylation
Cellular component (GO): cytosol
Molecular function (GO): inorganic diphosphate phosphatase activity; phosphatase activity
Source: RefSeq, a predicted model, not a curated record